Molecule: messenger RNA, 381 nt
Organism: Aspergillus candidus
Lineage: Eukaryota; Fungi; Ascomycota; Eurotiomycetes; Eurotiales; Aspergillaceae
Exons: 1
Coding region: 42-236 (64 amino acids)
Source: RefSeq, a predicted model, not a curated record
GGGCAGAUGGUCCGUGCACGGGCGCAACAACUGGCCUGAUAAUGCUGCUGAUCCAUUCCACCUCCUCCUUCCCUCAAACCUCCCACUCACCGACGUCCUCGUCUCUCUUGUCACACCACAAUUGCGUGCUGAUAUCCAACAUGGUCGACGAAGAAGAGCGCGUCAAGGCUGAAAAGCUCGCCGCCGCCAAAAAACGGGUACAUCCAUCCAUCCAUCCUCCAACGGAGCAUAGCUAGCUGGAUGACACGCGCAUACUAACCCAUGACAAUAGGUAGCGCAGCUCCAGAAGAAGAAGAAGGGCGGCAAGAAGGCUGGAGGGACAUCGACCAGUGAAGCUCCUAAAGAAGCAGCCGAAUCUACCGACCAGACGACCCCCGCUAC